Messenger RNA from Oryza brachyantha (malo sina), 1272 nucleotides. Its product is annotated as adenine nucleotide transporter BT1, chloroplastic/amyloplastic/mitochondrial. The record is from RefSeq and is a predicted model, not a curated record. Bases 1 to 1272 code for a protein of 423 amino acids. Gene Ontology annotation, biological process: transmembrane transport. Lineage: Eukaryota; Viridiplantae; Streptophyta; Magnoliopsida; Poales; Poaceae. The transcript is spliced from 3 exons.
AUGGCGGCGACGAUGGCGGUGGCGACGAUGGUGACGAGGAGCAAGGCUGGAGGCGGCGCGCUGACGGUGGACAGGAAGGGGUGGUUCGUCCCGGAGCUGGCCCUGCCGUGGAGCUCGGCCGAGGGAGAGUGCGAGGGCAAGAGGGUGGAGUUCCCUCGUCGGGCGCCGCCGCUGUUCGCCAGCGUCGGCCUCAGCAUCUCCGCCGGGGGCGCGCCGGCGGCGAAGGGUCGGACCGACAACUGCGACGUCGCGCGCCAGCUGGAGGCCGAGGAGGCGGCGGCGGCGCGGAAGAGGCAGGGCAAGAAGAGGGUCGGCGGCGGCGGGCUGCUGUCGCUGAGGAAGGUGAGGGUGAAGAUCGGGAACCCGCACCUGCGGCGGCUGGUGAGCGGCGCCAUCGCCGGCGCCGUGUCGCGCACCUUCGUGGCGCCGCUGGAGACGAUCCGCACCCACCUGAUGGUCGGCAGCUGCGGCGCCGGCUCCAUGGCCGGGGUGUUCCGGUGGAUCAUGCGCAACGAGGGCUGGACCGGCCUCUUCCGCGGCAACGGCGUCAACGUCCUCCGCGUCGCCCCCAGCAAGGCCAUCGAGCAUUUCACCUACGACACGGCGAAGAAGUACCUCACCCCGGAGGACGGCGAGCCGGCCAAGAUCCCCAUCCCGACGCCGCUCGUCGCCGGCGCCCUCGCCGGAGUCGCCUCCACCCUCUGCACCUACCCUAUGGAGCUCGUCAAGACCCGCCUCACCAUCGAGAAGGACGCGUACGACAACGUGCUGGACGCGUUCGUGAAGAUCGUGCGGGAGGGCGGGCCGUCGGAGCUCUACCGCGGGCUGGCGCCGAGCCUCAUCGGCGUCGUGCCGUACGCCGCCACCAACUUCUACGCCUACGAGACGCUGCGCCGCCUCUACCGCCGCGCCACGGGCCGCGCCGAGGUGGGCCCCGCGGCGACGCUGCUCAUCGGCUCGGCGGCCGGCGCCAUCGCCAGCACCGCCACCUUCCCGCUCGAGGUGGCGCGCAAGCAGAUGCAGGUCGGCGCCGUCGGCGGGAGGCAGGUCUACCGCAACGUGCUCCACGCCAUGUACUGCAUCCUCCGCAGCGAGGGCGCCGCCGGCCUCUACCGCGGCCUCGGCCCCAGCUGCAUCAAGCUCAUGCCCGCCGCCGGCAUCUCCUUCAUGUGCUACGAGGCGCUCAAGAAGGUGCUCGUGGAGGAGGUGCCGGCGCUUGAGGCGGGGUGCGUCGAGGAUGACGAGGAGGAGGAGAAGGAGAAGGUUGCUUGA